UUGCUUGACUGUCUUCGAUUACAGAAGUUUCGUCGACUUGUGCGUGCGAAACAUGGAUUCAAAAGGAGACGAUGGAAGUAGAGAGAUGCUCCUGAAGCUUCAAGAGAAGAUUGAGAAAGCCACUUCUGAGCUCAAAGCGUCAGGAUCAUCAUCAUCUGCUUCCACUUCAUCUCAUCAUCUUCAAAGGCUCUCUAAAGAGGUCCAACUUCUUCUCGACAAGACUGUGAAUGCUCAGGUUCAGAGUAAACCGCAGAUUCGCGAUGAGCUUGACAAGGUGUUUGAUGCUGAGGAAGUUGGACACGUAUGCGAUUUAUGCGACAGAGAUCUAGCCUCUGAUCCAGAACGACCUAAUGCUUCUUUGCGGAGCUUGCAAGAAGCGUGCGUGCUGGCUUGUGGUCAUGUCUACCACUUCAAGUGUUUGAGAGGCACUACUCUUGAUCUCGAUAACCCUUCAUGCAUUUUGUGUAUCCGCUAACUAACAUGACAUCCUAACCUUUGUGGACCAACUUUAGAUACUUUCAUGAGAGAUUUAAAGAUUUUGUUUUCACAAUAAUGCCAGUGCAGUUACAUAUCAGUUUCUUUUUACAUCCCUUAAGUAACAUACAAAUGGUCUGUAUAUGGGAAACUAGAACCACUCCCAGGCAUUAUAGCUUCUAAAGCCAGAAGUGAAUCAUAGCCUGUUUCAAGAAACAACA
Messenger RNA from Brassica rapa (field mustard), 695 nucleotides. RefSeq lists its product as uncharacterized. The record is from RefSeq and is a predicted model, not a curated record. NCBI's taxonomy places the organism in Eukaryota, Viridiplantae, Streptophyta, Magnoliopsida, Brassicales, Brassicaceae.